Daphnia magna is the source of this 7018-nucleotide messenger RNA. RefSeq names its product mediator of RNA polymerase II transcription subunit 12-like. Gene Ontology annotation, molecular function: transcription coactivator activity. Lineage: Eukaryota; Metazoa; Arthropoda; Branchiopoda; Diplostraca; Daphniidae. The record is from RefSeq and is a predicted model, not a curated record. Gene Ontology annotation, biological process: regulation of transcription by RNA polymerase II. Gene Ontology annotation, cellular component: mediator complex.
CUUUUCUUUUUAUACAAUUGCAUGGGCCACUAGGUUGAGGAACACGCGUAGUAACGUAUGAUUUGAAACAAGACCAGGAAUGGCUUGUUUAUCAAUGGAGAAUCGUCCUCUUAAGAAAUUGCGAUUAGGACCGCCUGAUGUUUACCCACAGGAUCCCAAACAAAAAGAGGAUGAGUUGACGCCCGUCAAUGUGAAACAAGGUUUUUCUCAUACACCAAAUCUGAAUCAAUCUGAGGAAUAUGGCUCUGCCAAAAAUCAUAACUUUUCUGUGUCCAAAGUUCAGACAUUCAUUAAUGGUGUACUUACAAAGAAACAGGAGAUUAAUAUGUUGCCUGACACUGGCCGAAAACGUCAGCUAAUAAACCCUAAAGAAAAUUUUCAUAAUGUUACACCAAAGUCAAAGAUGUUCAUUGAAUCAUGGUUUAAAGACUUAGCAGGCAGCAAGCCUUUGAUUAACCUAGGCAAAAGAGUGCCAAUAUUCAACAAGAAAGAGGAAAUUUUUAUCCAACUCAGUGAAUAUCAGGUUCCUAUGUCUAGAGCUAUUUGGUUAAUAAAGAUGACAUCUGCCUAUUCUAUGGCAAUUUCUGAGGCUAAAAUGAAGAAACGUCAAGUACCAGAUUCUUCACAAGAAUGGACCAGUACUUUAGUCCGGUUUUUAAAAGAACAAAUUGUGAAACUACAAGAUUUCUAUCAAAAAUCAAUAAUUGUUGGAGGGGCUCAGGCUGUGUUUGCUUCCAAUGCUACAGCGUAUCAUAAUGGAAGUCCUCUGAUGACCGAUGAACAGAAACUUGCACUUCGACAGUUUAAUUAUUGCCAGCAGUUGUGCAAAGUCAUGUUUGAGGAAGGUCUCCUUGAAUGCCAGGAUUUCUUACAGUGGCAACUGGAUAUGUUGGAAAAAUGCAAAACAUGUGAUGACGGUCUUCUCAAGUUUGUUGUUCCGAUGAUAUUACAGUAUGUUGAGGAAUUCACGCAGUGUGAAAUUCUGAGUCGGAAACUUGUUUUUCAGGUGUGUAGAAGAAUAUCACCCCUCCUGUCGAACGAUCAAAGCAAUGAGGGAUCAGUUUCAUUGGACGUAGGCAAUUGUGGCCAGCACAGGAGCGUUCUUAUCCAGAUGUCGGCAAUUAUUCAAGCAGUCGUUCUACAUUGUCCGACGGCGUUAGUGUGGAAUCAUGCCGGGGAAGGAAAGAUGUCAUCUCAUUUGGUUGGAUCUCCUCUGGAUCAGUUGCCGCUUCCGCCUUCAGCGUUGCCAAUGGCUCCACGUUUUUCGAACGAUCAUGUCCGCGAAAUGUUGCGAGAUUCCGAAAAUAUUAUAAAACAACGUAGUAAAGCGGCUGAGGCACGUUGGCCUUUAGAUAAACUGAUUCGUAAUCUUGAGCCAAACUGCAGUACUAAAAAACAACAGUAUCAGCCGCAGACUGGUAUGGUCACAGCACGCGUGCUUCAUGCUCUGGAAGCAUUGGAUCUUCACAGUUUUGACCGUGUCGACUCAACUCACAGUAUCGAUUCACUGUACUCCAAACUAUUUCCUGCAAUUGGUGGAAACAAAGGAAGCCUUGAUCAUGCAACUGCUGAACAAGUUGAUCAGUUCGCCAAGCAGGAUGAGCCUUAUGUUCGCUUACUGUGCCAAUGGGCAGUUAGUGAUCAACGCUGUGGAGAACAUAGAGCGAUUGCAGCUGCUUUGCUGUUAGAAAAGAGGCAAUCAGAUUUGGUGACUUUAACAGAAACUGAUGGAGCUGGAGCGGACGACAAUGAUACGGACGAAAGCUCUUCCGCAAUUUCGGCUUUGCUACCGAUUUAUCAGGGUUUUUUGAUGAAAUUUCUCGACUCAGAAGCCCCGGUGCUAAAUGAACCAGUCCCAGGGCAUAACAAUCGGACAGUUUUUGCUUCUUUGGUUCAUCUGUUCCAUGAACUUAUCAAGCAUGACGUGUUCUCUCAUGACAUGUAUAUGUGUACCCUAAUUUCGCGGGGCGACCUUCUGUCAGUUACACCGUGCCACAAUGGAACCACAGUAACCCCGUCAACAACUGGUCAUUUCGCCGGCACCCCAAGCAGUGGAAUGAGCAGCUUAACGGGAUUCCAGAGCAUGAAUGAUUUACGUUGCGAAAUGGACGACAGUAAAAUUGAUGACGACCUAGGAAAGCUAUUGCAGCAUAUCAAAGAGGAACAACAGAUCGUUAUGGACACCCCCGACUCUCCCAAAGAUGAAAAUCAUAGCACACUUGAACCUGGUCGUGGUGAAAAGGAGGGUAAACGCCAGUCGAGGCACCUCUUGUUCACGACCCACUUCCUACCUCAGGAUGACAGUUUAACCCACGACUGUAACCAGCGACAUAUUUUGUUGUAUGGAGUAGGAAAAGCACGCGAGGAAUCUCGUCAUGCCGUCAAAAAGGUCUCCAAGGAAAUGAGUCGUCUUUUCCAUAAAAAGCUUGCCAUCGACGUCCAAACAGAAGGGACUAAUUUAGCGGGAGGUGCAGCAUUUGUUGGUUCUACCAAAUCACGGAAACAUUCAUCUCGUCUCGAGUUUAAUUUCGAGCUCAGCAUGCAACGCUUUUUGGCCCUUUCUUACUUUGAUCGUCAUGCCGUAGCUGCCCAGGCAGCCUCGACUUGUAUGGAAAUGAUCAAUAGCUUUAUUGUUGGAGGAGCAGCUUAUCUGCCAGUCUUGGAGCAUAUAUCCUUCCUGUUCGAUCUCUUUGAAGUUUCGCUGAGCAUCAGUGGCCUCAUAGACUUGUGUCUUCAACUUCUCAAAGAACUUCCUGAAGUGGAGCUGCUGUUGUCUCAAAGAAAUUCUGUCCUCAGUCGUAGCUACCUGACUAAUGUAGGCCUUUACGUUGUUGGAGUUCUUCGUCGUUUCCACUGCUGCCUACUCCUAUCACCUGAAUCAACUGCGAGUGCGUUUGAAUCACUUUGCCGUAUUGUGAAGCAUGUUACGAAUCCAGCCGAUUGCAGUUCAGCUGAACGCUGUAUCCUAGCGUAUUUGUACGACUUGUAUAGUUGCUGCUCCUUUCUUAAGGCUAAAAAUGGUCAGUUGGAUUCAUCGCUUGCCAAUUCAAAUUCAUCUUCUAGUCGCAGUAGUGGUGGCGUGGCUCUGAAUACUGGCAGCGAAGUGUUCGCAUUCUCAAAUGCUUACCCGAAAAUCAAACAAACCAUUUUCGCCCCUGUCGUGUCGCUGCCAAAAUCCCUUCAUCCGCUAAACCGGGAUUUUCUCCAGGACUACAUAACCAGCCCACGCCGCAAGCCCGAGCCCCAUAUCUUACGUCAAUUAUCAGAUUCUGCACAGUUGCGUUACAGCUUCGUCUGCAACGUCGUCGUAGCCGUAUGCAAUGAAGUUGACAAUGACAAACUCAAUGACAUUGCUCUCCUUUGUGCUGAAUUGACUGCCGGAUGCUCUGCGCUCUCUGCCGAAUGGCUAGGAGUGUUGACAACGCUCUGCUACUCGGCGUCUACCUAUAUGGAUGUCCUGACGCAGGUCGAUGUUCAGGAUAACUCAAUCCACCAUAAUCUAGCCGUGUUAUUUUCAGUGCUCCUGGCACGGCACUGCUUCGGCCUUCAGGAUUUUUUGCUCUAUGUUGGAGUUCCUUCCCUAGUUAAAAUAUGGAACGAAGGAGGCCGCUCUGAUACCGAUCCGGAAGCUGAAGCUGGCGCACGUUUGACUUGUCAUCUCGUGUUGAGGCUGUUCAAGACAUCGGAUGCUCCACACCCUGCAUGUUAUAGCAGUAGCAGCCACAGCGUGAAUGCAUCACCUCAUCACACACUGCAACAAACCGCCACCUCCUCUGCGUUGGGUGUCAAACUGGCGUGCGAUCGGCAUCUAUUGGCGGCUACGCAUAAUAGUAUAUCAGUUGGCCCCGUCUUAGCAGUACUAAAAGCUAUCCUUGUGCUGGCAGAUCGCGUGCCACCGGAAGGUAAAGGCAGUCGCGUGACCGGCAGCAGCGGUGGCAUGAACAGCAAUAGCAACAGAUUAGGUGGAGGUGGCAACGCCAUGGCCAACGAAGUCAGCAUUUCCCACAUAUUGGGUACGUCUUGGAGCGGCGACCUAGACUUGGACAUUGGUUCGGCAAAUUUUGGAGUCGGUGGUGGCCGCAAUAGUUUUGGAGUUGCUACAGAGAACGUGCCUUUGGCUUCCUACGCCAGAUAUGUUCUCAGGCAGAUUUGCUCACAGCCUUGGGUUCAUCAGCGUUGUCUUCAAAACCCCGAAGAAUUGUUGAAGCUCGAUGGUCUGCUAGAUAGCUGUUUGAGCUUGCGUCAAGCUCAGCGUCUCCUUCAGAUGAUAAGUCGACCUGAUUCAGGAGCCACCGCUGCCGACGAACACACCAACAAUGAACAUCAAGAUUAUCGUCAGGUGGUUAAUCGUGUUUUGGAGAGCCUCGAUCAAUGGCGGCUGCGAGUUGCUUGGUUGGAUCUGCAACUGUUAUGCCAGCAGUUGACGACGGUAGGCAGUGGCGGGACAUCGUCCGCCGACAUGAAUCAAUUACUAGAAGCGAUAGCUCGCGCCGUGCUUGACGUAUUCGAGUUAUCCACAACAUCAAGCAUUAAAGAGGACCCCGAUCAAGGCGGAAGUUCGACCAAAACGCAACCGAAUCUGUCCAUUUCCUUAAUUGCACCUUUAGUUUCGAAGCUACCAGGCUCCGUUCAAGGGCGGAUUCUCAAAGUGGCAAGUCAGGUGCUCGAAAUUUGCAAUUGGGGCCCGCCUUCCAAGGGAAAAGAUAAAGAGCGCAAUAUUCCAAACACCACGUCUGCAUUCCGUUCCAAAUCGCUGCUGUCGAACGAACCUCUUCUUUCCCUUGUGAUGACAUGCCUCAAAGGACAAGACGAACAACGCGAGGCUUUUCUUUCUUCACUUCAUUCUCAGUUGUCGCACUUCAUUUUCUUGCCUAAAGAAGAUCGUUUGUAUCAUGGUGAAGACGUCAAAGCCCGCCAGGCCAUGUUAGAAGCAUUGCAAUUGCGGUUUAGUCUUGUUGGCGGUUUGUUUGAUUCCAUUUUACGUAAUCCUACGGUAGUCAUAGACUGGGCAAUCCUGUUAACUCAACUAGUGACAGCUGGAGUAGUGGAUUUGUCGAAUAAUACGGAACUAUUUGCAACAUUGCAAGAUAUGCUAGCUACAUUGCUUCAUUCAACGCUGGUCACUGAUGGCCAAUCGGAACGCGGCGAAGAUAGUCGCAAGUAUUACCCGCUCCUGAUUAAGAAGCUGAAAAAAGAAUUAGCCGAACGCAAAAGUUCUCCAUCCAUCCAAUGUAUCAAGCAGCUUCUUCCUUUGCCCAAGCUAGCCAGCGAAUUCGUCACGUGCGAACCGUAUGGAACUCUGACUGAUAUCAAGGGUAACAAAAUCAGUGGCUUUGAUAGUAAUGACAAAAAGCAAGGACAUCGGCUCCAUGAAAAGCAACGGGUGUCUCCUUGGGAAAUAUUGGAAGGGCACAAAACAGUUGCCCCACUGUCUUGGGCUUGGUUUGGCGCCGUUCGUGUGGAGAGGAAACCUCUCCGCCACCAAGAAGUACAGCGGCUCUUACGUCAUCACACACAUGCUCUACAGAAACCAGCUUCUUACUAUCUGGAGCAUCCUCUCCUUCCACCGGAAGAUUUAGAACCUCCAGUAAUAGAGAAGACCAUUCCAAAAGAAGAAAUUUGCUUCAAAACGGAGCCGAUGUCCGACCAAUCACCGAGGGGAGGAACUAAGCGUGGCCAGAAAACGAAUCAGCGUCGACCGCGAGGCAGAAGAGGUGCGGCAGCAGCAGCUGCCGCCGCUGCAGCUGCAACGGUAGCGGGAGCACCGCCGGCUGUCGGUGGUUAUCAGAGCCCAGUGGCAUCUGGAAUGUAUCCACCUUCGCAGCCACCACCACAGUGGAACGCUUAUACUUCGCCAGCUCCACCUGCUUCUCAACAAGGAACAGUGCCCACAUCUGCUGCUUUCUUUCCCCAACAAUCAAUUGGCCCCAGAUUUCCAACCGAAAGACCGGGAACCCAGUCACGUCAGGCAUUGAGCAAUAUGCUGAGGCAGAGGCAUCCUGGUACACAGUUUGUGCCAGCUUCUGUCAAUCCUUCUGGUACGAAUCCGGUUGCAGUACCAAAUGCCCCACCCACGGCAGGAGGAGGAGGAGGAACUAUGGCUAACAAUUCCCGAAUUGCGGGAGGUGUAGGAGCUGGAGGUGCCAGUCAACCACAAUUUGCUGGCAUUUCGAUGGUAGAUAAACAGAGGCAGCAGCAAUUUAUCCGCCAGCAAAUACGGCAGCAACAUACUGGCGGUAAUGUUUUUGGCCAACAAGGUCCUCAGCAAACACAGCCCCAACAGCAGCAACCCCAACAACAACAACAACAGCAGCAGCAACAACAACAACAACAACAACAACAACAACAACAACAGCAACAGCAGCAGCAGCAGCAGCAACAAGUGCAAAUGGCUCCUGUCGGCUUUGCUAAUAUACACACGCCAAUGAACCAGAAUAUGAACCAGAAUAUGAACCAGAAUUUCAAUAUGUUUCAAAGUGGGGCCCCUGGUAUGCAACAGCUCGUCAACCCACAACAGCAAGCACAGCCGCAACCAACACAGCAGCAGCAGCCUCAGCAGCAGGCAAUGAUUGGGCAGCAUUUCAAUCAAGCAGGUGGAAAUUUUCCCAUGCAACAAACGCAACCUCAAGGAAAUAUGAUUCUCAUGCAACAGCAACAUCAACAGCCCCAGGGGCGUGGAAUGAAUGCCCCAGCUAUGCGCCCUCCGUUUAUGCAAAGUGGAGGUAUGCAGAUAAAUUCGGCACAACCAAAUCAAUUCGUACGAGGAGCUAUGCCGAAUACUUCCCAGCAGCAAGCAGUUCGAUUACAACAUCAACAAAUAGUGGCUAUACAACAGCAACAACAAAUGCAGCACAACAUGGGACAGCAGCAACAUAACCAGCACUAUCAUCAACCUUUUUAAAGCAAACGGAAAACAACGCUUUCAAUCCUGUGUAGUCCGUCUGUUUGAGCCAUUCAGAUUUUUUUUUAAGAAACAAGUAUUUUUUUUAAAUUCGAAAUACAAUUGAUACACGUGACA